CUAAGGCCAGCAAGGGUGUCAACAACUUCAAGAUUCCUGAAUCCAUGGGUAGUAGGCUUCAUUGUCAUCAUAGGGGUGGUGAUCCUGGCGGUGAUCAUAGGUCUACUUGUUUACUUUUUGGCUUUUGAUCAAAAAGCUUACUUUUACCGUAGCAGCUUUCAAAUCCUGAAUGUUAACUAUAGUAAGCAGUUAGAGUCACCAGGUACACAAGAAUGCAGAAAUUUGAGUGAAAAAAUCGAAUCUAUGAUUAAUGAAACAUUCAAAAAAUCAAGUUUAAGAAAUGAGUUCGUCAGAGCUCGUGUUGUCAAACUGAGGCAAGAUGAUAGUGGUGUGAUGGCAGAUGUUGUCAUGAAAUUUCAGUUCACUAGAAACAACAAUAAAGCAUCAAAGAAAAGAAGGAUUGAGUCUGUUUUACACGAAAUGCUGAAUAACUCUGGAAACUUAGAAAUAAAUCCUUCAACUGAGAUAACAUCAAUUACUGACCAGGAUACAGAAAAUAUUUUCACUAAAGAAUGUGGGGCCCGUCCAGACGUAAUAACAUUGUCUGAACAGAGAAUCAUUGGAGGCACUGAGGCUGAUGAGGGAGACUGGCCAUGGCAAGUCAGUCUAGAGGUCAAUAACGUCCAUCGCUGUGGAGGCACCCUGAUCAGUAACUCGUGGAUCCUGACAGCAGCUCACUGCUUCAGAAGCAACUCCUUUGCUUCUCAAUGGACUGCCACCUUUGGUACUUCCACAUCAUCUCCUAUACUGAGAAUAGGAGUAAGGAAUAUUAUAGUCCAUCAAAAUUAUAAACAUGCAACUCAUGAAAAUGAUAUUGCAGCUGUGCAACUUGAAAACAGUGUCACCUUUACCAAAAUUAUCCAUAGGGUAUGCCUCCCAGAUGCUACUCAGAAUAUUGCAUCUGGUUCUACUGCUUAUGUAACAGGUUGGGGAUCUCAAGAAUAUGGUGGUAACACAGUUACAGAUCUACAGCAAGUACAGGUCAGAAUAAUAAGUAAUGAGGCAUGUAAUGCUCAAGAUAGUUACAAUGGAGCCAUCUUGUCUGGAAUGCUGUGUGCUGGAUUACCUGGAGGUGGAGCGGAUGCAUGCCAGGGCGACUCUGGUGGCCCGCUAGUACAAGAGGACUCACGACAGCUUUGGUUCCUUGUGGGGAUAGUAAGCUGGGGAUAUCAAUGUGGCCUGCCAGAUAAACCAGGAGUGUACACCCGAGUGACAGCCUACCGUGACUGGAUUACUGAACAAACUGGGAUCUAG
Molecule: messenger RNA, 1254 nt
Organism: Cynocephalus volans (Philippine flying lemur)
Lineage: Eukaryota; Metazoa; Chordata; Mammalia; Dermoptera; Cynocephalidae
Product: transmembrane protease serine 11D-like
Exons: 9
Biological process (GO): proteolysis
Cellular component (GO): plasma membrane; extracellular region
Molecular function (GO): serine-type endopeptidase activity
Source: RefSeq, a predicted model, not a curated record